CUCAUUCGCCAUUUUAUGACUCGGGGAGUCGCUUUGUUGAAGUCGAACCAGCGCUUCAUGAUUGUGAAUUUGAAGUAAAUGUAGAGCUAGGCUGAUUGCGAGAAGUUAUAUCGGCAAGGACGGCAAAUAGCAUAGGAACUAGCCAUCUGAAAAUAGUGACAUUCUUCUUGACUAGCUAGCGUUGACUAUGUGGUUAGCAUAGCUAGGCUAACAGCUUUAGCAAGCAACGGCUCAAGAAACUUCGAUCAAUCGACGAAAUAAAAUUCUCUUAAUUUGAUAUUAUCAAACUACAACACUGACGACCACCGUGCAAGACUCGAAGACCGAGGAGAUGGCGAGCUCCGUGGGAAAUGUGGCUGACAGCACAGAACCGACAAAACAACGUAUGCUUUCCUUCCAAGGGUUGGCCGAGCUGGCGCACAGGGAGUACCAGUCGGGUGACUUUGAGGCUGCCGAGCGCCACUGUAUGCAGCUGUGGAGGCAGGAGCCCGACAACACGGGCGUGCUACUGUUGCUCUCCUCCAUCCACUUCCAGUGUCGCAGGCUCGACAGGUCUGCCCACUUUAGCACCUUGGCCAUCAAGCAGAACCCUAUGCUUGCUGAGGCCUACUCCAACCUGGGCAACGUGUACAAGGAGCGUGGCCAGUUGCAGGAGGCUAUAGAGCACUACCGCCACGCCCUGCGGCUGAAACCAGACUUCAUCGACGGGUACAUCAACCUGGCAGCAGCCCUGGUGGCAGCGGGGGACAUGGAGGGAGCCGUCCAGGCCUACGUCUCAGCCCUACAGUACAACCCUGAUCUGUACUGUGUCCGUAGCGACCUGGGGAACUUGCUCAAAGCCCUCGGGCGGUUGGAAGAGGCUAAGGCGUGUUACCUGAAGGCUAUUGAGACUCAGCCCAACUUUGCGGUGGCGUGGAGCAACCUGGGCUGUGUGUUCAACGCCCAGGGAGAGAUAUGGUUGGCCAUACACCACUUUGAGAAGGCUGUGACUCUGGAUCCCAACUUCCUGGAUGCCUACAUCAACUUGGGCAACGUUCUGAAAGAGGCUCGCAUCUUUGACAGAGCGGUGGCUGGCUACCUGCGUGCCCUCAGCCUGAGCCCCAACCACGCCGUCGUCCAUGGCAACCUGGCGUGCGUCUACUACGAGCAGGGUCUUAUCGACCUGGCUAUCGACACGUACCGCCGCGCCAUCGAGCUACAGCCCCACUUCCCUGACGCCUACUGUAACCUGGCCAACGCCCUCAAGGAGAAGGGCAAUGUAAGGAAGAACACGGUAUCCGAGGCUGAGGAGUGUUACAACACGGCCCUGCGUCUGUGUCCCACCCACGCAGACUCUCUCAACAACCUGGCCAACAUCAAGAGGGAGCAGGGCAACAUCGAGGACGCCGUCCAGCUGUACAGGAAGGCCCUGGAGGUGUUUCCAGAGUUUGCUGCGGCCCACUCUAACCUGGCCAGCGUUCUGCAGCAGCAGGGGAAACUCCAGGAGGCCCUCAUGCACUACAAAGAGGCCAUCAGAAUCAGCCCUACGUUUGCUGAUGCCUACUCCAACAUGGGCAACACUCUGAAGGAGAUGCAGGAUAUCCAGGGAGCUCUACAGUGUUACACCAGAGCCAUCCAGAUCAACCCUGCCUUCGCUGACGCUCACUCUAACCUGGCCUCCAUACACAAGGACUCUGGUAACAUCCCAGAAGCCAUUGCGUCUUACCGUACUGCCCUGAAACUGAAGCCUGACUUCCCUGAUGCCUACUGCAACCUGGCACACUGCCUGCAGAUUGUGUGUGACUGGACAGACUAUGACGAUCGUAUGAAGAAGCUGGUGAGCAUCGUGGCUGACCAGUUGGAUAAGAACCGUCUGCCCUCGGUGCACCCCCACCACAGCAUGCUGUACCCCCUCUCUCACGGCUUCCGCAAGGCCAUCGCUGAGAGGCACGGCAACCUCUGUCUGGACAAGGUACAGGCCCUCAUCAAAAUCAAUGCGCUCCACAAGCCGGCCUUUGAGUACCCCAAGGACCUGAAGGCCAGCGCAGGGCGUCUGAGGGUAGGAUAUGUCAGCUCUGACUUCGGGAACCACCCCACCUCCCACCUCAUGCAGUCCAUCCCCGGCAUGCACAGCUCGGAGAAGUUUGAGGUGUUCUGCUAUGCACUGAGCCCAGAUGACAACACCAACUUUAGGGUUAAAGUGGUGGCCGAGGCCAAUCACUUCACUGAUCUGUCACAGCUCCCGUGUAACGGUAAGGCAGCAGACAGGAUCCAUCAGGAUGGACUCCACAUCCUGGUCAAUAUGAACGGCUAUACCAAAGGAGCCCGCAACGAGCUGUUUGCCCUGCGCCCCGCUCCCAUCCAGUGUAUGUGGCUGGGCUACCCGGGAACCAGCGGAGCUCCCUUCAUGGACUACAUUGUGUCAGACAAGGAGACGUCCCCCUUCGAGGUGGCAGAGCAGUACUCUGAGAAACUAGCCUACAUGCCACACACCUUCUUCAUCGGAGACCACGCUAACAUGUUCCCCCACCUCAAGAAAAAGGCGGUGAUUGACUUCAAGUCAAACGGCCACAUCUUUGACAACCGCAUCGUUCUGAAUGGCAUCGACCUCAAGGCCUUCCUGGACAGCCUGCCUGACGUCAAGGUGGUCAAGAUGAGGUGUGCCAGUGGGGACAGUGGAGUAGCAGAAACCAACGGGGCUCUGUCCAUGCCUGUCAUCCCCAUGAACACAGCAGCUGAGGCCAUCAUCAACAUGAUCAACCAGGGACAGAUUCAGGUCACCAUCAACGGAUUCACUGUCAGCAACGGACUGGCCACUACACAGAUACUUCCAUUGGAGGUGGUUGUAGUAUCAGGGUCUGUAUCCCUCCAGAUCAACAACAAGGCGGCUACAGGAGAAGAGGUGCCUCGUACCAUCGUGGUGACAACCCGCUCCCAGUACGGCCUGCCUGAAGACUCCAUCGUCUACUGCAACUUCAACCAGCUCUACAAGAUCGACCCUCCCACCCUGCAGAUGUGGGCCAAUAUCCUGAAGCGUGUUCCCAACAGUGUUCUGUGGUUGCUGCGUUUCCCUGCGGUGGGCGAGCCCAACAUCCAGCAGUACGCCCAGAACUUCGGCCUGCCCGGCUCCCGCAUCAUCUUCUCUCCCGUGGCGCCCAAGGAGGAGCACGUGAGACGGGGCCAGCUGGCCGACGUGUGUCUGGACACGCCCCUCUGUAACGGACACACCACCGGCAUGGACGUCCUCUGGGCCGGGACUCCCAUGGUUACCAUGCCAGGUGAGACCCUGGCGUCGCGCGUGGCAGCCUCUCAGCUACAGUGUCUGGGCUGUCCUGAGCUCAUCGCCCACACCAGACAGGAAUAUGAGGACGUGGCUGUCAAACUGGGUUGUGAUAUGGAAUAUCUGAAGAUGAUCCGGUCCCGUGUGUGGAAGCAGCGUAUCUGCAGCCCUCUGUUCAACACCAAGCAGUACACGAUGGAUCUGGAGAAGCUCUACCUGCAGAUGUGGGAGCGUCACGCCAGCGGCAGCAAGCCAGACCACCUGGUCAAACUGCAGCCCAACGAGAGCAGUGAGAGCGCCUGAAGUCCCAGACCCAGGUUGUGUCCCAAAUGGCACCCUAUUCUCUAUAUAGUACACUGCCUAUGACCGAGGCCCGAGACAUAGGUAGUGCACUACAAAAAGGAACAUGGUGCUUUAUGGGACGCGACCCCCCUGAACCUGACGUCCCAUCAAUCGAUGCACGUCGCCCCCACCCUGACCUCUAAACCCCAGACCUCUUAUCUCCAGUCCCUCCAGAGCAGCAGAAGCAUCUGGGCUUGAACUCUGACCCCCAAUCACCCCUAACCCACCACUCUGCCCCUCCUGCCCAAAGCCUAGCGCCUAUCUGCUCCCCUUUAGCCCCCUUCAUCCCUUCCUCCCUCCCCUGUGACUUGGACUCUUGUCUGUUGUAGAGCCUGCAGGUGUGUCUCCCUCUACCCCCUCCCUGCCAUUCACCUCCCUCGUCAUCAUAUCCCAUCCAUGUUGGUUUCCCUGAGCCAGACUGAGCCAGAACCACUCUGCCCUUCACCUGAGACUCUUCCCCCAAACCACAGCAUCCACACUGGGUACGAGAGGAGGAACACCCCUUCUCCAUCCAUCCCUCCCUCCCUCCAUACAGCGCCUAGAAGAGACCCCCCUUGGCUUUUUCACUUCCCUUCUGUGUGUGUAUAUGGGACUCAUUAGGGCCUUGAGGUUUGAGAGCCAGUCCCAAGCCUCUAUGUAAUAAUUGAAUAUGUAAUAAGAGGUUGAUGUUAUAUAAGAGUACAAAGGGACUGUGUUGAAGAUCUAGUCACUCGUCUUGAACUGAAAACAUUGAAUCGGCUUAAACAUGUUAAAACAUUGUCUUUAGUUUGCAGCUGCUCUUGGUAAUAACUCUGCCAGGAUUUGAGUAAGAGUUUCAUAAUCAGAUUUCAGAGAGGAAGAUCAUAACCACUUCCUUCCCCCACCACCCAAAUGCCAACUUUGAAGGAUUUUGUCAUGUGUCAAUGUAAGAAAACAAAAAAUAUUCUCGAUGGCUUUGUCCUCUUGUUCGAUGUCACGCACUAUGCUUGUUAAGACCAAACCUUGUGGAUAAAGUGAGAGUUUCAGUACUACCCCAUUGGAAUGGCCCUGUUUUUCUUUCACCCUUCGCUGCUCCUCUCCCCAUGCAAUGAUUGAUUUUUAUCACUCAAACCAGGAAUGGCCUAGGUAAGUAUUUUCUGAGCAGUUUUAGUUUUGUACUCUUGCCUUUGUUUUAUUGAAGCUCUGUCUGGUAUGCUGCAAGGCUCUGACUCCAUGUCUGUUGAAAUAAAGAAAUAAGGCCAA
Oncorhynchus nerka (sockeye salmon) is the source of this 4822-nucleotide messenger RNA. RefSeq names its product UDP-N-acetylglucosamine--peptide N-acetylglucosaminyltransferase 110 kDa subunit. Gene Ontology annotation, molecular function: protein binding; protein O-acetylglucosaminyltransferase activity. The transcript has 23 exons. Gene Ontology annotation, biological process: protein O-linked glycosylation. NCBI's taxonomy places the organism in Eukaryota, Metazoa, Chordata, Actinopteri, Salmoniformes, Salmonidae. The coding region runs from base 332 to 3562 and encodes 1076 amino acids. The record is from RefSeq and is a predicted model, not a curated record.